Molecule: messenger RNA, 3669 nt
Organism: Misgurnus anguillicaudatus (oriental weatherfish)
Lineage: Eukaryota; Metazoa; Chordata; Actinopteri; Cypriniformes; Cobitidae
Source: RefSeq, a predicted model, not a curated record
UAACCAGUGACAACCGAAGACAUCAGGGACGGUUUUUAGUCAUAGCGCACGAUUUCGUAGUCCCCGAAACGACUGUGGAAACAUGGUCUUCGAUAGGUUGUUGUUGAUAGGAAAUCAGACUUCAAGAGAAGCCUAUAAACAUACACUUGCGUGUGUUGCUGUGAUUGUUGGCACACACACAUACACACACACACUAUAAGUGGUGUGUUUACUGAGAAGGUGUAAUACGAUCAGUCUAGCAGUUGAAUGGCAUCGGUCAAAUAAAAUUAAACACUUGAAAUGAAAAAGGAAAACCCAUUUUUUCACAUUGCCACCAGAACGCACCGUUCCAUUGUAUCUGAACAAUUGUACUGAUUGUUUUCCGGUGACUCUAGAGGGACUUCAGCAAGACUCAGAUGGUCAUUUGCAAUGUAAGACAUGCUCAACUCCCACCCACCCAUACACCUGCCCCCCCCUCUCUCUGUCUCUGCGGUUGUGCUGCAGAGACAGGAACAAUGUGGCCUUUCUUACCUGUCGAAGGUGUACAUUCCAUCCUUACUAAACCAAGUUAGAAAACAGUACCCCCCUCCUUCGCACGGGCCGCUCGGCAAUCCCAGAUUUAACUCCAGGUGCGCCCGAUCACAGCGUCUGUGUUCAAACCACAUCCUCGCAGUGGAUUUCCUUUACAUGAUUACCUCAGGUAAUUUCACAUAGUUCUCACCCCGGAAAUACAUUUAUGCAUCUGAUAAGCGUUCGCCUGAUGCACUGAUAUUUAAGGACACGCCAUAGAUCCGGACGUGAUCUGAAACCACAUUUAUAAGGGUCGACGUGUCAAGGUCUAUAUUUGCUCAGUAUUCGUGGCUUAACCGUUUUGGUCUUUAUUUUUGUGGGAAACGUAAUUUGAACAUUUUGAAGUGCGAGUGUUGCAUUUAGUAGGAGACUUGAGGGCAAACUGUGGGUGCUUUACAGGAAAGCUGCUUACAUCGCCCAUAGACCCAUCCCAUUUAUGUGAGUGACAGCCAGAGCAGACAGGGUGAGUGGGAGAAAGAGUCAAUGAGACAUAAGGACAGGUUGAGCACAUUGCACACUUGCUUCAAAACUUGAACUGUCUCUCACUCUUUAAGUUUAACACAGGGGUCAAUGAUCUCGAUGCGCACAGGAUAAUCUCAUUUUGUGAAGACUUCUGAGCCCAGAACAUUAAGGAAAUGCUAAUAAGGUUGAUUCACUGCAUCAGGGGUGUGUCCUGAAUGUGUUCGGCAGUCAACGGUGUACUUCCCGUGAGGAUCAGUGAGGGACUGGCAAACCCUAGAAGACCGCAUGGGGAGUUGUCAAUGUCCACCAAUGUCACUGGUUUCCGGGCACACCAGCAUUUGGAGAUGGACGUGGCCUGGCAAGAACUGAUGGCCAUCACAGAUCUUCAGGAGUUCGAAGUACCCAAUGAGAAUCCCUUUGAAGCUAUUCCAUACCUGUCCUUGGAGCCCAUGGUUUCUCAAGGGGGAUAUGGGAUGGGUCAACCGCAGACUGAAUCCAUUCCAGGAACGUGCGAUGCUCAUCCUGCGGUGGUUUACGAAAACUCGUACUCCGAAUUGAUGCCACCUUAUCAGCGCCUGAAUCCACACAUGCAGGACAUGCACUAUGGAUUCCCCAGCGGCCAUGUUUCUUCUAGAAUGCUCACAAAUACGCAAGCUCUUCAUCCGCCUCUCAUGAGUUUUUUGGAGCAUAUGAACCUGACGACACGCAGCCAUGGCAUUGGAAGGGAUGGCCAUAGCUCAGGACAAAUCAAACAAGCCUCCGUGGAUGAUCUAGAAUCAGACUCCGGAUUGUCGCUCGGUUCGAGUCCGCCCCUCGCCUCCCCAGAAAACGCAGUGCAUGGGGUGCCUACUUACGUACCCACAAAUGGAACAAUGUGCUAUGCCGAAAGUAAAAUCGAAAGUAUGGGGGAACGGCCAAAUCUCCUCGGGUCUGUUGACUACCAACAGUCUUACAGCUCUUACCCAAGUGCUUCGUUUUCCACAUCCGCAAAUAUGCAAGCUGUCAAUCAGCAGGGCCAGGGUUACACAGGGCCAGGGACUGCGAUGCUAAAGCAACCGAUUUUACCUACGGCCCUACAUGACCUUCAGUUAAACGCAUCAAGUUUACCUAGGGUAGGUUCCUAUCAGCCCCCUUACCCAAAGCCUAAACCGAGCAGUGUUCCCGCACCUCUGAGCAGAGAUGAGCGACGAGCCUUUGCCCUAAAAAUCCCAUUUACACUGGACAAGAUUGUGAACUUACCAGUGGACGACUUCAACGAGCUGUUGACCCAGUAUACGUUGAACGAGGCACAGCUGGCACUUGUAAGGGACAUCCGUCGCAGAGGAAAGAACAAAGUCGCGGCUCAGAACUGCCGUAAACGAAAGUUGGAGAAUAUUGUGUAUUUGGAGAACGAGCUGGGACAGCUUAAAGCCCAAAGAGAGCAUUUAACCAGAGAGAGACUGGAGUUUCAGCAGAACUUAGCUAUUAUCAAAUGUCGACUGUCGGAUCUUUACAACCAAGUGUUUUCACAGCUACGGGAUGAGGAGGGACGUCCUUACUCUCUUGAUGAAUAUUCACUACAACAGACUAAUGACGGCAACGUUUACUUGGUACCACGAAACAUAGCCCUGGAAAAUGAAUGAACUUUGUAGCCAAUGAAAGCAAAGGUGUAAAUUCGUUAAGUAUUUUAACUCACUACUCAAGUAUCUGUACUUUAUCAUAUUGUACGUUUCACUACACUACAUUCUAUACUUUAAUAUCUUUAAACUUUUAAUUACUUGAGUAAAAGUAAUUAAGUACUAGAUUUUAAUGUAAUUAAGUAUUAAAUGAAAUUAUUUGAAAUGUAGUGAAGUAAAAAGUAUGAUAUUAUGCUUUAGAACAGAGGUCUUCAACCAUUUUCAGGCCAAAGACCCUUUAAUCAGCCCAUUCUCAUGAUUUGCAUAUAAAAAUCAUGCAAGUCGUGCAAUACAUACACCAAAUUCCAAUUUUGCAUGCAUAUGAUAAGCUAAUCCUUCCCGUUCCUUUAAUACAGCGCAUUUUUCGUGUCAUUUUGUAUAUUGGUUUCUAUUUCUUUUUGUUUUUCUACCAUUGUUGCUUGGGUUCAAUUCUAACCCCAACUCCAAGCGACCAAGGUUUAAAAAUAGACUUAAACAUGAAGAAACCUAUAUAUUAAAAAUGACAUCCUAAAGCAAAACCCCAAAAUUGAGAAUAAAACGAUACGAAAAGAUGUGCCUUUUUAAGUGAAAGGGAAGCACUGACGUAUCAUAUGCAUGCAAAAUUGGAAUUUGAUGUAUAUGUAUUGCACAACUUUUCACACUGCAUGCUUUUUAUACGCACUUGAGAAUGAGUUGCCUUAAUAGAUAGAGAGAAGAAACAGGGACCCCCUAGUACAGUGGUUCACAAACUUUUUGCCGUGUGCCCCUAGGGUGCUUCCAUUUGCGGCCCAAAGAAAAUUAAUAAAAUGCAACGUUUGAAUUAAACAAAACUUGUUAAAUGAUACAAUGUAGUGCUGUUGGUUAGUAGCCGUAUUUUCCUGAGGUUUAAUUACACAGAAUUUAUGAUUGUGCAUUUUAUAAAAUGUCCCCAGUUUAAGAACCACUGCCCUUAUACAUCAUAUUAUCAAAUUAAGACUGCAUUUAUUAUUUAUAACACAUAUGGUAUGAUGUUUUUUUACAAAGA